Anopheles darlingi is the source of this 2214-nucleotide messenger RNA. RefSeq names its product TNF receptor-associated factor 6 (gene Traf6). Gene Ontology annotation, molecular function: protein binding. The transcript is spliced from 4 exons. Gene Ontology annotation, cellular component: plasma membrane signaling receptor complex. The record is from RefSeq and is a predicted model, not a curated record. Gene Ontology annotation, biological process: protein K63-linked ubiquitination; tumor necrosis factor-mediated signaling pathway; positive regulation of JNK cascade. Lineage: Eukaryota; Metazoa; Arthropoda; Insecta; Diptera; Culicidae. The coding region runs from base 84 to 1229 and encodes 381 amino acids.
AUGACAAACCGAGCAGAUCAAAGCAAUUCGAGAAUCUUUGUUCAAUAAUUUUGUUUUCCCUCAACGGAGCAUGCCUGUGCAAGAUGAGUAGAUCCGUGAAACGGGAAGUAUCGGCCGAGGAAAACUGCCUGCAGAAUGCAUCCAAGACGGACGACGGGCAGCUGGAGGCACGGUACGAGUGUCCAAUCUGCUACUGUUGGCUGAACGAACCUAUUCUGACGAAAUGUGGACAUCGGUUCUGUCGGAAGUGCAUUACGGACUGGUUAAACGAGAAAAAUUCCAACUGUCCGCUGGACAACGAACCACUCGAUAUCAAGUGCGAUAUUUUUCCGGAUAACUGCACAAGGCGUGAAAUCUCACAGAUCAAAAAGCCCUGCCCGAACUGGAUGCGAGGCUGCGCGGAUCAACUGUCCCCCACCGAAAUCGAUUCCCAUCAGCUACAGUGCCCGUUCGGUAUGUCAUCCCAAAGCCAACCGUGCCCGUUCGCUCGGGUGAAGUGCAAGUUCGUAGCCCGUGACGAAGCCACGCUCAAUGAGCACAUUGCCACCGAUUGCCAGAAGCAUCUACAGCUUCUGCUGGACUCGUACACCGGGAGCGGUGAACGGUACCGGUUCUGGGAUCCACCGGAGAAAAACAGCGCCCCGGAGAUGAGCACUAACGAGCUGGUGCGUUCCAUGUACGAAAGGAUCGUCAUACUCGAGCAGGAGUUGCAUAUCCUCAGCAUCAAGCUUUCUAAGCAGGACACUCAGCUGGCCAAAGUACACCAUGAAGUAGAUCCGCGCUACAGUGCCGGAGUGUUGCUAUGGAAACUGGACGAUUUUAGUAGCAAGGUCGAUACGAUGCAGGCCAACAGUAACUGUAUGUUCUACAGCGGCGAGGCGUACACUUCACCACACGGCUACAAGUUCUGCGCUCGUAUCAAUGUGCCAUCGCGCACAAAAGAGUUUAUUGGACUGCACGUGCAUCUGAUGCAGUCCGAGAACGAUUACCAUCUCGAAUGGCCGUUUAAGGGUCGAAUCAAGAUCACGCUGCUGAACGUGCGUAACCCGGAGCGAUCGCAGCACGAUACGAUCAUGUCGAAGCCCGAAAUUCUGGCUUUCCACCGACCGAACCAGGAGAUCAGUCCCCGUGGGUUCGGAUUUCUCGAGUUUGCCAAAAUUAAGGAAGUACUGGCCAAGUUCAUGGACAACAAUAUGGUGGUGAUUAAGAUCGAGAUGAACAUUGUCUAAGGCAGCUAGGACGACAAACGAUCCGCCGGAGAUCGCAAGAAAAUACCAUUCCACGAACAACACCCAACAUUCCCAGCGCCCAGACGCUUCGCCCGGUUACCACUCAUUUGUCUAGCAAAUAGUUAGAAUCUCCUGGGGUGUACUCUUGUGAGAGGGGGAAGCCCUCUUAUCAUCGACAUUAAUCUUUUAGCAGCUUAGUAUCCACCAUUUGUAGCGCGUGUUCGUCUCUGUCUGUAUUUGUGUAAAUGCGUGUAUUUCGAUCGAGUCAGGCCAACGGAGGAAAUGUUAGGUUCUACCUUUUAGGUUUUUAGGGUAGCGUACGGUAUGCAGUAUUAGGGCAAAAAGAAGGUUAGCUUCGUGUGUACUUAGUAUCGUGCCAAGCAAGGGCCCUGUGCGAUAUUCUUAGGCUUUUAAUGGAUUAUAAUAUCCCUGAUGCAUACGUUUGAAUUUUGCUACCCACCAUUUGAGCGUAUCGACCUGCGGUAUCUCCGCUCUCUUGUGCGACGAUAGAUAAUUUUUAGCGCUACAUGUCCCAGCUCAUCUAGACUUUACUUAACGCAAAGAAAGAUCGUUGAUAUAAUGCGAUCACUUUUUUUGGAUGACAAUGACGAAUGACACUUUUGCACAGCGAGACUAGUCGCCAGCAGACCCCUGUGAACAGCUAUCAUAUGCUAACGGUGCAUAUGUUGUACACUCGGAAAUAAGCUACCGCUAUUGCGAUCCAUAUUCCAUCGUUAUUACCGAACGGCUAACGGGAGGUAUGGAAAGGACAAUGUCGAAACGCAUUCGAAAGUAACAGACCAUGGUUCUAAAAGCUUUUUUGUUGACAAUUUUAGAUGUUAUAUACAAGAGAAUACAGGAAUUUUCGAACGUGAUAGGUACGCAGCGAAGGUGAUGGGAACGCAGAAUCAGAAAGGUGUAUUCUGUAUCAAAUAAUAAAUGAAAAACAAUAAAAUAACGCACAAAGUCGAGUCGCGGUAGUUCA